CGUCUGAGAGUCUGAAUCUUAACAGCAGCUCGUUCACAUGCGUCGGCUCCCAUCCUGCUCUGCGGCGUCCUGCAGAGUGCAGCACACAAACACAUAUCCCUCCUGUGGAGCCAGUGUGUUUCACCAACGUGACCAGCGACAGGCAGUAUCUGAGGCUGUCCUGCUCCUGGGAUGGGGGGGUACCCAAAGCCCUGGUGUGGUGGGAAGGGCCGGAGGACCAAAGCAAGGGGGGGACAAGAAAACUCCAACACCCUGGUCCUCCGCUACGGGGCCGCCCUCAGCGGGAAACCCUACACCUGCUACGCCAAACACCCACUUCUGGCUGCAGCAAAGACCUGCAGGAUCACACUGGUUUCCGUCAGUAAGCCGAACCUCCUGAUGAGUGAUGCAUCCCCAAAGGAGGGAUCUACAAUCCGGAUGCACUGCAACGUAGAGAAGGGGACUGAGCCGAUUCAUUACGUGUGGCAGCAUCAACCUCAUAAUGGCAGCUUCGUGACGUUCGGAGAGGGUAGCAGCGGCUUCAUUAACGUGACAAACGUCGUCCGUAACCAGACUGGCUGGUACCGCUGCGUUGCAGGCAACGCCGUCAACAGCGAGAGCUCAGAGCAAUUAUGGCUCAACGUCACAUUCGGUCCAGAUGCUCCUCGGAUUGACGUGGCUCCCUCCAGCGUCGUGCAGCGGGGAUACGCAGCACUGGAGAACGAGACGGUUUCACUGAUGUGCCUGGCCCAGUCCAAUCCAGCCAGCCAAUACGUCUGGUUCCACAAUGACUCUGAAGUGUACACUGGGCCCCAGCUCACCAUCACCAAGAUCCUGCGUGCACACGCUGGUGACUACACCUGUGUGGGACAAAACUCCUACCUGAACACGCGGUCCAGGAAAACCAUCACCAUGACUGUUCACUAUCCACCUGACGGCUCCCCCGUCUGCUCUGUGGAGCCGGCCCUGAAUCACACCUCGCUGAGGCUGCUCUGCUCCUGGCCCGGUGGAUUCCCCUCCCCGUCCCUCCACUGGACAGGAGACCUGAUCCCUGCAGGACAACAACAGCUCAACAAAGAACCACAAACAAGUCCAUCCAGCUCAAAUAUCCUGCUGCCCUCUGGAGGUUUGACUCCUAACAGCAGCUUGUUUACGUGUCAUGGCUCCCACCCUGCUCUGAAGCAACAGACAGAGUGCAGCACACGCACCAAGACACCGUCAGCAGAGCCCGUGUGUUUCUCCAAUGUGACGAACGACAAACAGUUUCUGAUCCUGUCCUGCUCCUGGGAAGGAGGGGUCCCAAAAGCCUUGCUGUGGUGGAAGGGCCCAGGUGGUCAGGGCAAAGACGGAGAAGAGAGCGCUAAUGUCCUGAUUGUUCGUCACAGCACCUUUCAGUAUGGGAAGCCCUACAUGUGCUAUGCCAAACAUCCACUUCUGGUCCAGACCAAAACCUGCGGGCUUACGCUGGUGCCUGUGAGUAAACCAUCCCUUCUGAUAAGAGACCCAUCCCCAGUGGAAGGAUCUACAGUAGAGAUGCGAUGUAACGUAGAAAAUGGGACUGGACCUAUCCGGUACGUGUGGCAGCAGGAGAUUCAAAGAGGCAACAUCACAAUUUUUGCCCAGGGCAGCAACAGCAGCAUCAUCACCCUGACCAACGUUAACCGGAGCUACAGUGGCCGGUACCGCUGUGUAGGCAGCAACUUCAUCAAUACUGAGAGCUCUGACUGGGUGUUUCUGGAUAUCAUCUUUGGUCCAGAUGUUCCUGAGAUAGACGUAACUCCACACAGCAUAACCGAUCGAGGGUUCUCCGCUCUGGAAACUGAGUCUGUGUUGUUGUCAUGUCAAGCCCCGUCCAAUCCAGCCAGUCAGUACAUUUGGUACUACAACAACUCCCAGGUGUACACUGGGCCGCAGUACACUAUUGCCAAGGUCUUUCGUGCACACACUGGUGACUACACCUGCUUGGCGCAGAACACCCGCCUGAAUACCCGCUCCAAAAAAACAGUCAACCUCAUUGUCUUCUACCCUCCACCCGGGCUCCCCUCCUGCUCUCUGGAACCAGCUCAGAAUCACACUUCUCUAAGGCUUCUCUGCUCCUGGUCGGGUGGAUUCCCUUCUCCGUCCCUCCGCUGGACUGGGGAAGCAAUAAAAGCGGGUCAAGAACAAGAGGAAACAGGACAGCAGUGGAGCGUACAAAGCAGUGCUCCCCUCUUGUUGCCCUCUGAAGGCCUGAUUCCAAACAACAGCUUGUUCACAUGCGUCGGAGAACAUCCUGCGAGAAAACAGCUGGCAGAAUGCAGCACACGCACAUAUAUCCCCCCUGCAGAACCGCUGUGCUUCGCCUACGUCACAAACAAUCAGCAAUAUCUCAUGCUGUCCUGCUCCUGGGAUGGAGGGGCCCCAAAGGCCUUGGUGUGGUGGGAGGGACCAGGGGGCCAAAGCAAAGGAGGACAAGAAAACUCCAACAUCCUGGUCCUCCGUUAUGGGGCCGCCCGAAGCGGGAAACCCUACACCUGCUACGCUAAGCACCCGCUUCUGAUGGAAGCAAAGAGCUGCACGCUCACACUCGAGGCCCCCGUCCUGUUGACGCAGCGCAGAGUCGUGUCUGUGUACGAAGGGAGUGACGUGCAGCUCACCUGCAAUCUGAGAGCCAAUUACCUUCCAGCCAACGACAUCACCUGGUUCAACAAUCAGGGCGUGGACGUCCGAGAAACCUCAAAGUACAUGCUGCUGCGAACGUCCGCCUGGGCCAACCUGACCGUGAGAGACGCCGAAGAGACGCAGGACAGCGGCGAGUACAGAUGCUCCACUUCCAACGCGGUGGGAGGCGCUGAAGUCAACGUCACUCUGGUGGUCAAGAAACACCCAGCGCCGCCCAAUGCAACCCUGAUCAGAGCGAUGUACAACAGCCGCCAUCGUAACGAGGUGGAGCUGGAGUGGCAGGUAGAGGAUGUGGAGGAGAACGGAGGUUGGACUGGUUUCCACCUGGAGCAGCGGUGGGUGUCCGAGCGACCUAAUAGGAGAGGAAGCAGCAAUGAACCACAGGUGCAGAUGGAGGAGAGGGCCGGUCCCCAAGACUGGUCCCGUAUGGUCAUCCAGGAUCCAAGCAUCAGGAGUUACACAGUUCGAGGGCUGAUCCCAACUGCUACCUACCAGUUCCGCGUAAUAUCCAUCAACCACCGCACCAUCGGACACCCCUCAGUCGCCAAGACUCCAGUGGAACUGCGUGACAACGUGUACCCGGCUGUGGUUGGAGCCGCUGUCGGUGGGAUGCUCUUUGCAGCCAUUCCUACUGUGCUGCUGCUUGUGUACAUCAUACGGAACCACAAAAGCAGUCCUCGACUACGUGCAAUGCUGUUUGGCCGGCAACACAGUCAGUCCAGGGAAAACAUUAAUUUCCCAGAGGAUGAGGCGGUUGCAGGUUCAGACGGUGGACUACAGAACACUACUGGAUCACCGAGUCCAGGUAUGGCAGAACCAAAAGUGUCAUCUCUUCCCACCGCUUCAUCCCCGUCACACAUCGGCCAGGAUCUCCCACUGCAGACGUAACGAGCCCCUUACCGCCAUCUUCUUUAAGGCUGGAGGAUUAUCUUAUGAACCCAAAUCGUUUGGCUAUAACUAAAACCCAUAUUUAUUUUUAUAGCCUGUACAACGUUUUUUUUUAAUGACACCAAGGGCUUUUAUUAAUGUGUGAGCAAUUUAAAUUUAUAAUCUGUUUAGGUAGUGAUGAAGAUUGAUUUUUGAGCUAACUUUUCCACAGCUAAAGAACAAAGCCAGAAAAAACAAAGCUAUAUGUCUGAAUGUCACAAUAAUUUUAAGCAAUAAAUUACAUGCUGAAAUAAGGUGUGUUUUUUUUUAAAUACAAAAGUGUUUGCUAUCUUUACAAACAUAUACAGAUACAGAUACAAACAUAUCUCCAGAAAGUGUAAUGUUGUCCAUGCUAUCCAGGCACUCUACUGACUCUUAGCUCUACAGAAUGCACUCUUGGUAUUUUACAUUAGAUGUUUUUUUUUUCAUUGCAUCACUAGAAACACAAUUUUCUCUAUUGCAUCUGUAGAAUCACAAUGUAAUAAGGAAGAACCUCCUCCAUCUUCAAACUAAUGUUUUUUACAGAUUAAAGCUGUGCCUGUAUGCUGUCUUUAUCUUGCCACCCCCUCGCUGUACCCGAGUUCCCUCUUUGUCCUUCUUCUUGAGAUUUGAUGGCGGUUGGUAAAAUUCUUUUAGUGCAACCCCUCUGUGUCCUGUAAGUGUUGACUUCAUUAAAUUUAUCCAUUCAACAUGACACCAUGCUAUGUGUUAAUUAAGUUUCAGGCACCACACCUGCGAGCUUGCCUCUUGUGGUGUUCCAGACAUAGAAAUAAGUGAACCAUUAAGUUUGGGGUUGGUAGAUACCUUUGGGUCUGAUGAUGCUCCUAUGUGGUGGAGAAUGUUGAGGUUGUUAAGUAUGUAAAUAGAGGAAAUAUAACAGUUCACCUAUAGGGGCCGCUGUGUAAAGAAGAAGGGCAGGGCUGUUGGAUGAAAAAUAAAGUUGCCGUGUGUUCUUUCCAGUAA
Molecule: messenger RNA, 4530 nt
Organism: Fundulus heteroclitus (mummichog)
Lineage: Eukaryota; Metazoa; Chordata; Actinopteri; Cyprinodontiformes; Fundulidae
Gene: vsig10l2
Product: V-set and immunoglobulin domain containing 10 like 2
Exons: 16
Coding region: 172-3528 (1118 amino acids)
Biological process (GO): cell-cell adhesion
Cellular component (GO): cell-cell junction
Molecular function (GO): cell adhesion molecule binding
Source: RefSeq, a predicted model, not a curated record